Messenger RNA from Nothoprocta perdicaria, 2717 nucleotides. It is a transcript of the gene BLVRA, whose product is annotated as biliverdin reductase A. The coding region runs from base 290 to 1180 and encodes 296 amino acids. The transcript is spliced from 7 exons. Lineage: Eukaryota; Metazoa; Chordata; Aves; Tinamiformes; Tinamidae. The record is from RefSeq and is a predicted model, not a curated record. Gene Ontology annotation, molecular function: zinc ion binding; nucleotide binding; biliverdin reductase [NAD(P)H] activity. Gene Ontology annotation, cellular component: cytoplasm. Gene Ontology annotation, biological process: heme catabolic process.
GGAGGAGAAGGAUCGUGAGGACUUUGCCCCACUCCCCCAUGCUUCUUGCUCGGGUUCCUAGGGAAGCCUGAAUGCCGGUACCAGGCUUUCUGCUGCUGGCUACAGCCCGCCCCGUGUGUCCUUAUUGGAUUCCUGGCCUGGAGGGUGUUGCUGCACUGAUAGCAGCAGCAGGGAGAGCAGCACGCUGAUAUGCUCCGGCUGCUCGCCCUUGGGUAAGAAGGAGCUGCCGGCAGUGGAUGGAAAUUAAACRGGAUCACGUUUCUCCUGUGCACUUGAAGAGAUUAACAAGAUGUUUGGGACCGUCGUGGUUGGACUUGGAAUUGCUGGCUUAGCACGGAUCCGAGAUUUGAUGAAUCCGAUGCCUUCCAGCCCUUCUGAGCAGCUGAAACUCUUUGGAUUUGUAUCCAGGAGAAAUCUGGGCAAAAUUAAUGAGGCCAAACAGAUUAGCUUGGAAGAUGCUCUGAGAAGCAAAGAUAUCCAUGUAGCCUUCAUUAGCACGGAGAACAUAAGUCAUGAAGAAACCAUCAGAACRUUUUUAGAAGCUGGGAAGCAUGUCCUCGUUGAGUACCCCAUGGCUUUGUCUGCCAAGGCAGCCCAUGAGCUCUGGGAAAUGGCUGAGCAAAAAGAUAAAGUCCUCCAUGUGGAGCACAUUGAACUGCUGACUGAAGAGUACAAGCAGCUGAAAAAGGAGGUGGCUGGGAAAGACCUGGUGAAGGGAACGUUACAUUUUACAGGCAGUGUCCUCGAUGAAAAGCAAGCAGGAUUCCCAGCUUUCAGUGGAAUUGCCCGGCUGACUUGGCUGGUGGACCUUUUUGGAGACCUCACUGUUACCUCAGCUACCCGAGAAGAGCAGAAGGAGAAGAAUUAUUCCAAAAUGACAGCCCAUUUUCAGACUGCAAACAAGAAACCUCUGACUUGGAUUGAAGAAAGAGGACCAGGGAUGAGACGUGAGAAGAAAAUCAACUUCUGUUUCACAAGUGGCUGCCUGGAGGACCUCCCACAAGCCCCAAGGUCUGCUGUGGGCCUUUUCAUGCAGGAUCAGAACCUCUUUGCCAAAAAACUGCUGGGCCAGGUAUCCAAGGAGGAGCUGGCCGCUGAGAAGUGGCGAAUUUUGCGUUGUCUCGACCUUGCAGAGGAGAUCCAGCAGCACUGCGAGCGCACGGAGAGAAUAGGUUCUUGAGGCCACUCUCGGGGAAACAGGCAUGUGGCAGCAUGAAGGGUGUAGGGCCUGAGCUCCUCAUGCAGUUGCUAUUUCUGUUUUGUUACCUACCCUCUGACUAGUUGUGACUCCUGUGCCCUCUGGGUGGGCUGGAGAGCCUGGGCCUUACCCAGUGCCUUGUGGUGUGCGCCAGAACUAGACAACAUGCUGCCCUGUUCUGCCCUGCCAGGCAUAUAGGAACCAGCAGCAGCAGCUUUUCAUAUGGUUGCUCCCAAUAAAUUCAAUAGGAAGUGUCCCUAAGAGCAGAAUCUGGAAUAUGGCAAAUAUUAGACAUAAUUUCCUCCAUUUUUUUCCCUCUUCUGUUUAGAUAUGUCUGAAAAUAAGCUACAUGUGGCAUCAUCUAGAAUGAAACAGAGCAUUGCUUUAUCAGGGUCUGAUCCACUUUGCUUGGUCUGCAGAACUUGAGCCAUCCUGACUUAUCGUUCUGGAUGCCGUGAACUGGUCUGGGUGUUCGCUCUAAUUAGUAUUUGUGCCUUUGUUUUAUAUUGGAAAUCAGCCAGCUUCACACAGAAUCUGCAGUGAUAUCAACCCAAAAUAAAAGAAAUAUUUUGUCUCUUAGUAGAUACUAUCUUGAAUUCACUUACUUAGUUUCUCUGGUACACUGUACCAACAUAGAAAUCCAUUUUUUAUCCAGCAGUCAGAAAUUAGUGCAGUACAUCAAUGCAUCAUCUGCCUGCCUUCUGCUGUAUUUCAUUGUAGUGGACCCAAAUAUUUUUUCUUGCACUGAAAGCAGGAUAUAAUUGUUCUCAUUUGUGUUCUGUAUCUGAUUCAGCACAUGAACAGAUCACUCUUUAAAAAUCCUAUAUAUACUUAAAAAUGAGAAAUAUUACGCUCUGGUAAACACUGAAAUUCAGUGGAAAUAGUGAUAAAAAUAGAAUCAAACUUUAGGAACUGGAGCAAUUUGCAAAUGUAGCCGUGCAGUCAUGAAGUAUCACACCAUGGAUGGAUGUUGGGCAUUGUAUAGUUGUCCAGAGUUGCCCAUGAAGACAUUAUCACUUCCCCAAAGACGCAUUUCAGCUUUAGGAGAAAYCAAAGCAGUGCACAGAACUGUCAAUGAUUCCUCUGCUUGCCUUUUACUUUCUAAUUACAGAAUCUAUCUGUGUUAAUGUAGCAACAAACUUCGGUGUGUGCAGUUGUGCUUCAAACUCAGAAGGCAACAUCUCUUUAUUACAGUAUCCUUUGGGCAAUUUUUAAAUAAAUGUGUAUGUUGUAAACUUACAUAUAUUUAAUUACAAUCAGGCAAUUCUAAUAUAAAAGUUCCCUUCUUUAUAUUAAUCAUGUUUAUGGAGAAAUUUGAUACAGUUCAGGUAGAGUUUGGGAGAGGAAAGGCUGGGUAUUUUUUCCCAAAUCUCUCAGAUUGUUGGAGCAACUUGAGCUUGCUACGUGAAUGAAUUUUGCCUGUAAAUUUUCUUUAAAUCAACUCUGUCUUGUUAAAAACAGUGGAAAGCCUCCUGCUGAGGUGAAUGGAUUGAGAUCCACAGGAGCUGCAAACAGGAGA